AACAAAAAACUUAAACAAGCUGCAACAUGAAGGAGAAGAAAAUAUUUGAGGUUUUUUCAAAAAGCUCCAAGAUGACACAAAUCGAAAAUAUUGCACCGAAGAUGGACCUUUCCUCCCUGGUGAGCUCUUCAAAAUCCCCUCGAAGGCGCCAUGCUGGUGGUUCUCUCAGUGGGUCUCUUUGUGGAGGUUCUCAGAAUCUGGUACCUGGUUCGACUACAGGAGGUUCCUUAACAAAUUCCCACGGAGGUUCUGCACCCAGACUGUAUUCCACAGGUUCCAAAAGCACAAGUGAAUUGGAAGGAUUGAGAAACGCUCUGCAAGAUAGGGAUGCUGUGAUACAUAAUCUAAGAGCCCAAUUAGGAGUCCACUAUCCCCCAACCUCGUCCCUACAUUCUUCAGGAAAUCACAAGAAGCAGCAUAAGAACGACUCAAUUAAUCUGCUGAAUCAGCAGAGAUCCAAUUUGCAGAUGAGUGAUGCUGAAAGAGUGAUCGCCAAAAGACGAUUGGCCACUUUAAAAUUGGAGGCUGAUAGGAAAAAGGACGCAAUUGGGGAACUGAAGAAGGCUUUGAGGAAAUUGGAUGUUACAGACAACAUUGAUGUCCGGAUCAAGCAGGCAGAGUUAGAAUACGCCCUGGGCAGGGAAGAAUUAGACUUGUUAUCCAUUUCUGAAGAAUUGAGGUCUCUCCAGGGACGUAUUGAACAAGCUCAAGGGUCUCCUGAGCAGAAAAGAACAAUAUUCAGUUGGCUAAAAACUGGCGUCCAAUUAUCUUUGGUGGCAGUUACUGUAUCUUGUGAUCCUUCGAGACCAAGAUGGGGUGUCACUUUUAAUAAUAACAAUAAUAAUAAUAAAGAUGGGACCAAUUUUGGAUUGUAUAUAGAUUGGGCUGCCGAAGGAGAACCUUUAAGGAAAGGAGAUAGAUUAUUAGAAGUCAAUGGUAAAAUCUUAGGAGCAUCCAGAAAUCUCUCCCAAUCCUCGACUUUGGAUGAACUCUCAAGACUUUUGGCAGUGUCUUAUGAUCCAGCAGAAAUUGUAGUCUUGAGACCGAGAAGGAGUCACAGUCAAAAUUUGGACAGUAAUUAUAGUACUACACUGACUAGUUCUUCAAAUAGUGCUAAUCGUAGACUUAAAGCUGAUAAUUUGAGGUUGACCCAUCGGAUAUGCUAUUUGGAAGAACAGGUACGUGAACUCCAAGCCAAAGAUCAGCACAUAACAUCAAUAAAUGUAACAGACAGUUUGAAUCCUGCAAAUUCCUUGGACCGUAAACCAAAUUUGAAGGAAGCAAAGGACAAUCCUGCACCACAAAAUAAUGAGAUUGCAAAAGAAUUGAGUAACCAGGAUGGAAAUCCAGGAGGAAAUGUGGAAACUGUAGAACUUAUCAUUGGAAACAAACCUGGAGAUGAUAUAAAUUAUAACAAAUCUAAUUUUAACAACACUUUUAUUGAACCAAGUUCAAUAGAUCCUCAUGGUAUCAAUUUUGUCCAAACCAAUCAACAAGUUAGUCCAAUUUCUAAUGAUCCCACUAAUUAUCCUAAUUACAAAAACAUCAAUCCAAUGCCAACCAAUGAUCCAAAACCAACUUACCAAAGAUCCUUAAUUACCAAUAAUGAACCAGCAAAACCAAACACAGACUUCACUCCAAAACCAUUGUCUAAUGGUUUUGAAGUUCCUGAAACUGUAGAAGUCUUCCGAAGGGGUUCACAAGUUGCAACUUUGCUGAGAGGAAAAAUUGUUAAACAACAUCACCCAAUGGACGAGACUUUUCCUCCUGAUUGGAGAAAAUCCACCAUGGACAGCAGAUCCAUAAAUUCAGAGUCUAGAAGUGAGUCAAGGUGCUCCUCGAAUUCUGUGGACAAAAAUAACACUUUCACAAAGAACUACGCGCGAGAAACUCAAUUUUUGAGUCAGGAGGAACGUAUUAACCGCCUCAAGAACGAAAGUCUGAUGAAUUCAAGCCAGAGUUUGAAUAAAACUGAUGUUAAUGGUGACCAGAUGAAUGGUGAAGUUGUUAAUGGUGAUGUUUGUGAGAAUGGUGUCAAAUUGGGGGCAGAUAUGCAGUAUGAUGGGAGCAGGAUGACGAAUCCUAGGACGCCUCCGGUUCGUCCAGAGCGACCAGAAGUGAAGCGCCGUUCCAGGACAAAGCAGUUGUUUCACUAUUCAUCAGCCAGGAGCGCUGAUGAACCGAUUUCCAUUCCCAUCAAUUCGAUCGAUAAUCGGAAGAUUAUUGAUAUGAGAUUCGAUAAGGCGGAAAGAGCCGAAGUCUUAAGCAAUGGGGCCGAGGCGACUUCGAUGGACCAUCGGUGGGACGAGAGGAGCUCCAAGAGUUUGGAAUUCGAGAGAUGUUCAGCAAAUAGUCUAAGACCUACACCUCCAAAAAAGCCUUUAAGAUUAUCUCUUCAUCGAGCCAGGAGUUUACAAACUGUACAAAGUCCAGGUAACAGAUAA
Ctenocephalides felis (cat flea) is the source of this 2444-nucleotide messenger RNA. RefSeq lists its product as uncharacterized. Lineage: Eukaryota; Metazoa; Arthropoda; Insecta; Siphonaptera; Pulicidae. The record is from RefSeq and is a predicted model, not a curated record. The transcript is spliced from 11 exons. Bases 27 to 2444 code for a protein of 805 amino acids. Gene Ontology annotation, molecular function: protein binding.